Molecule: messenger RNA, 1957 nt
Organism: Lepisosteus oculatus (spotted gar)
Lineage: Eukaryota; Metazoa; Chordata; Actinopteri; Semionotiformes; Lepisosteidae
Gene: eef1e1
Product: eukaryotic translation elongation factor 1 epsilon 1
Biological process (GO): positive regulation of DNA damage response, signal transduction by p53 class mediator
Cellular component (GO): nucleus; aminoacyl-tRNA synthetase multienzyme complex; cytoplasm
Source: RefSeq, a predicted model, not a curated record
GGGUCGGCCCGCCCCCCCCACCCCGCUUCCCGACGGCCGGCGAAGAUGGCGGACAGGGCGAUGCGAGAGCUCUCCUCGCUGGAGAAAGCUCUGGGGCUGAGCAAGGGGAACAAGUACAGCACGCAGGGGGACAGAAAGGUCCCGGUCCUCCAGGCCAGUGACGGGCCCAGCCUGGUGGGGCUGGUGACCAUCGCCGCCCACCUGGUGCAGCAGGCCGGGCGCCCCGAGCUGCUGGGCUCCGGCGCCGAGCAGAAGGCCGUGGUGCAGCAGUGGUUGGAGUACAGGGUGACCCGGGUGGACCCCGGCACCAGGGAGGAGACCGGGACCAUAAUGAAGGACCUUAAUCAGUAUCUGGAAGAUAAGGUUUAUCUGGCAGGAGAUGACUUCACUUUAGCCGAUAUACUAAUGUACCAUGGAGUUCACCCGAUCAUGGCUGAGCUCGCGGUCCAGGAGAAGGAGACCUACGUCAACCUCUCGCGGUGGUUCGACCACGUUCAGCACUGCCCGGGGGUCCGCCAGCAGCUCCCCCCGGUGGUGGUCCUGAAGAACAGACUCUACAGCCACGCUCGCUAGGGGCUGCGGGCUUGUCCGAGAGGGCAGCGGGAGGCUGGCGGGGGGGGCGCCGUGAGGUUGAAGUCCGGACCGGCCCCCGCCAGCCGCGAACAGAACUGGUCUCCUGGGGUGUUUCCUGCCGUGCUAAUGUCAAGGGUACCAAGAAUGGGGCUGAUCUGAAGCCAAUUGUUGUUGUUUUUUUUUUUUAGAUUUAGAAGUAUUUAUGAGUAAAUAAUCCGGGAGUUUUGUUUUUUUUCUGGGGCGAGCGGACGGGAGAGUUUGGAAGACAGCGGAAGCCCUCCCCUGCCUGUGGUCUUGGUGUGGCAGCUCUCGGUGCCAUCCGUCCCCCUGGCGCGAGAGAGAGAGGUCGAGGCAUGAGCAGUGACAGGCCUGUUAGUGAGGUCCUUAACCGGAGGCGCAGUAAAGAAGGGCUUAAAAAGCACGUGCUCACCACGCCUUUCGGUUUUGGGUUAGGGUUAGGGUUCACCCCGUAUUCUUUUUUUUUAAUACCGUUUCUUCCUCUAUAUGGUAAUUGCUACAACUGUAAAUUCUUGGAAGGUUAGUACUAUACUGCUUUUGUCUUUGACUGCUAACAAAACCCCCUUUCAAUCUUCACUUAAUUACAACAUUAACCGCAAUCUUUAAUAUCUGUCCACAAUUUAAUAUGAAGCGGCCUCUCUGUUUUGGAAGUGUUGGUAAAGUCCGUACAGCAGCUUGAAGGACAGAUCCCCUAUAUGCUAACUGUUAUUUUAUUAUUUAUUUCCUUUUUGUACUUGGUUAGCUGGAGGGCUAGAAAUUCUUUCAUACUGGGUGCACAGUAUAUCGAUUCUAAGUGUAAAGCCUUUUUCUAAAAGAAUCUAGCAGUUAAGACUGAAUGGGAUCACUGUACAUCGGCUCUGUCCAUCCUUAUUUAGAGCAAAGUUUGCAAAUUCCAAACUGUGUAGCUACAAAAUUGUGCGUCACUGUCGGUUGCCUGACUGUUAACACUCUGGUGUUGUACUCUUGUUGAUCAACAGCAAAGGGGAAGUUACAACUCCAUGCCUUUAAAAUCUCUCCCCUGUUGUUUACAAAGCACAGUCCCAUCCAUGGCAGAAGCACCACCAAACUUCAUUUAAUUAAUGAAUGAAAAAAUAAUUUCGUUUGUAAGAUGCAAGCAAAUUCUUCAUAUUAUGACUUAAUUUGGUAAUAUUUACUUUUCAGAUGCUUUUUGCUUUUGUCUCACAUACUCCCGAUCUUGAUGAUAAAACCCAGUUUUCUCUCCCUUUUUAUUGUUACCUUUCCUGUCAGCUUUGUGGCGUCAGUACUGUAUGUGAACUGUUGACUGCUUACAAAGCUGUAAACUUAAUGUUAUUUAAUGGGUAUCAUGUAUUGUCUUGUGCCAAUAAAAAGGGAAAUGACUACUACA